Molecule: messenger RNA, 2184 nt
Organism: Ilyonectria robusta
Lineage: Eukaryota; Fungi; Ascomycota; Sordariomycetes; Hypocreales; Nectriaceae
Product: aspartic peptidase domain-containing protein
Exons: 5
Coding region: 1-2184 (727 amino acids)
Biological process (GO): proteolysis
Molecular function (GO): aspartic-type endopeptidase activity
Source: RefSeq, a predicted model, not a curated record
AUGUGGUCUGCACUUUUGUCCCUCGCGGCUGUGCCCGCUCUGGCACAGGCCUUUGGCAUCCCUGAUGACAACCGCAUGGUCCAGGAACCGGGCCUGCUCCGAUUCCCUCUCGCAGUCUCCGAGGGCGCUCCCAUCGUCAAGAACAUCACCAAGCGGCAGAGCGACAUCUCUCUGGAGAGCCAGCAGACUGGCUGGUUCUACACCAUCGAUCUCGUGAUGGGUACUCCUGGGCAGACGGUCAAGGUCAACUUCGACACAGGAUCCGCUGAGCUUUGGGUCAAUGCUCAAUGCGAGACCUCCUCCGACCCUGAGUUCUGUGCGACCUUUCCCCGGUUUACCGGCAGCAGCACACUGGUGGACCUGCAGUCUCAGAGCACCAUUACAUAUGGCUCAGGAUCCGUUGAUAUUGAAUAUGCCUACGACUUCGUCUCGAUCGGAGGUGCCAGGAUCAGCCAGCAGAUUUUUGGAGUUGGAACCGCCAGCGAGAUUCUCACUGUUGGAAUCAUGGGUGCCGGCCCUGAUCUCUACGGUUGGGAAGCCCCGUACCCUCUGCCGAUCGACAACCUGUUCACGCAGGGCUUCAUCAACCACCGAGCCUUUAGUCUCGACAUGAGAUCCAUUGAGAGCAGCCGAGGUUCUGUCAUCUACGGUGGCCUCGACACCAAGAAGUACUCCGGACAUCUGGAAGCGCGCCCUAUUAUCCCGGCCUCCUCGUCUCCUGACCAGCUCACUCGCUACUGGAUCUACGUCGACGGCAUUGCUCUCACCCAAGCCGAUGGCACCAAGGACACCCUCUCCACCCAGCCUCUAGGCGUGCUCCUCGACAGCGGCUACACGGUCAGCGCUUUGCCCAGCUCCAUCUUCAACGUCCUUCUAGAUAAGUUCCCUACUGUCCAGCCCAUCCCUGGCUCCACUCUUUACGAGGUUGACUGCAGUGUUGGCGAGUUGGACGGCACUGUGGACUUCACCUUUGGCGAGACCGUCAUCAAAGUCCCCUACAACGACUUCAUCUGGAAGCAGCCUCAGUACGAUAUUUGCGUUCUCGGUGCCUUCCUCGAUGACGAGUUCCCCGUCCUUGGAGAUUCUUUCCUCCGUGCUGCCUAUGUCGUUUACGACUGGGACAACCGAGUGAUCCAUCUUGCGAACAACGAGGACUGCGGUUCCAACCUUGUUGCUUUUGGAACUGGUGUUGAUGCCAUUCCCGACAUUGUCGGCGAGUGUGGCGGCACCCAGGAAACCACCACGUCUGAGAUGCCCACUUCUACUUCUACCACUGAGGUUGAGACCACGACCGAGAGCACGACCGAGAGCGCAACUGAGAGCACCACUGAAGCAACGACGACAGCUGAGAGCACCACCGCUCCCGAGACUGACAGCACAGCCGCGGCGGAUACCACCACUAUUGGCCCCGCUGACAGCACUACUACUCUGUCCUUCUCUACUACUCACUACUACAACACUUCUUCCAUUGCCACCUCGACCAAGUACACUGAUAGCCACACCACUGACGUGUACUCGACUGAUAGCCACACCACGUCUCUUAAGACCCUGACGUCGACCAUCACCGCCACUAACAUCUACACCAUUACGUCCUGCGCUCCUACUAUCACCAACUGCCCCGUUGGCUCCGUGACUACUGAGGUUGUCACCUCGUACACCACCUACUGCCCGGGCGAGGAGACCAAGCCCAAGCCCACCAAGGCACCUGUUACUAGCCUGACGUCGACUUACACGUCGACUCGCACUUACACUGUGACGGACUGCCACGGCAAGGGAAGCUGCACCAAGGCAGCCCUGACCACCGAGGUCUACACCUCCACAACAAUGGUGUGCCCUCAGACCACUGCUACCUACACGCUCCACCAGACCAUCAGGUGCCCAUACGGCCAGGAUGACUGCAUGACUGGCUCAACCAAGACCAUCGACCACGUCUUCACCAUCUACCCCGUCACUGAGUAUCCCGUUCCCACUCCGGUGCCUGGCUGCUCAAGCUGUGUUCCUCUGGCCAACAACGCCACUGCCAGUUACAAGCCCACCUACCACGCGAGUGAUAAGGUUCCCUCCUACACGGCGCCUGUCUCCGAACCCACUGAGACAAUCUCGGUUGUCACCGGUGCUGCCGCUUGGAAUGCUCCUGGAAUGGUCGCCGUGGCUAUGGGUGUUCUUCUUGCCGCCGUCAUCUAA